AUGUGGGGUUCAUUUUUUUCUGGUGGAAAAGAUCCAUUAAAAGAUCUUGGAUAUGAAAUACUUUCUGAUAAUCAACAAACAACAAAUAAUCCUCGUUCAAUUUGGACAAUAUUAAAUGGAAAGAAAAAAACAACAGGAGAUUUAGUAACAAUAUUUUCUUGUCAAAAUGAUGCUUAUAUUCAAUUAGCUAAAGGAGCAUUGAAACGUAUGAAAACCUUACGACAUCCAAAUAUUCUUAUCUAUCUCGAUAGUAUUGAAACAGAUAAAUCUGUUUAUGUUGUUACAGAAAAAGCAAUAACACUUGAAACAUAUUUAAAUGAUUUAAAAUCAAAUAUAAAUGAAACAAAUUUUAAUAAUGAACAUUUACUUGAAAUAGCUUGGGGUUUACAACAAUUAUGUCGUGUUUUAACAUUUCUUCAUGAUGAUUGUAAAUUAUCACAUGGAAAUAUAAAUACAAAUACAAUAUUUGUUGAUACUAAAUCAUGUGAUUGGAAAUUAGGAUGUUUAGAAUUUGUACAAUCUGUUAAUGAAGAUCAAAUUAAUCUUCCAUCGAAAUAUUUAUCUGCUUGUCAACGUUAUGAACCACCAUCAAAAAAAGGUGGAGAUAAUCAAAAAGCACGUGAUAUUUGGUUUGUUGGAACUUUAAUAUGGGAAAUAUUCAAUGGUAAUGGUGCUACAUCAGCUACGUCCUAUCGUCAGUUAGGUUCAAUACCACGUCCAUUAUCAGCUGCUUAUGGUGAAUUAAUAAAUCCAAAUCCAUCACUUCGUUCUUCAUUUGAUAAAUUACUUCAAUCUCCAUUUAUACAAAAUAAUUCUUUAGUUGAAUGUCUUCUCUUUCUUGAACAAAUACAAUUAAAAGAUCCUGGUGAAAAACAAACAUUUUUUACAUCAUUACCAGAUAAAGUAGAUCAAUUUCCUUCACAUAUUAAUGAACGUAAAGUCUUACCAUUAUUAUUCAAUGCAUAUGAAUUUGGUUCAUCAGGUUCAGCUGUUCUACCAACUUUAUUUAAAUUAGGCAAACGUCUUUCUGAUAAUGAUUAUAAAAAACGUAUUGUUCCUAUUAUAACUAAAUUAUUUGCUUCAACUGAUCGUAUGACACGUUUUCGUCUUUUACAACAAUUGGAUACAUAUGUUGAACAUUUAACACCAGCUGUUGUUAAUGAUGAUAUAUUUACAAAUAUUUGUACUGGUUUUACUGAUCAAGAACCAGCUAUUCGAGAAGCGACUGUUAAAGCAAUGUUAUAUUUAGCACCAAAAUUAAAUUAUAAAAAUUUAAAUAUCGAAUUAAUGAAACAUUUUUCACGUUUACAAACAAGUGAUGAUCAAGGUGUUAUACGAACUAAUACAAUCGUAUGUCUUGGAAAAAUAGCUGCACAUCUUAAUCCAAGUUUACGUGGUCGUCUUCUAAUAUCAGCAUUUGGUCGUGGUACACAAGAUCCAUUUGGACCAUCUCGACAAGCAUCUCUUUAUGCACUUAAUCAUUCAGAACGAUUUUUUACAUUAAAAGAUAUAGCAACAAAAAUUUUACCUAUUGUUUGUCAUGCUACAAUUGAUCCUGAACUUGAUGUUCGACAACAAGCAUUUAAAACAAUACAAGUAUUUAUUAAAAAAUUAGAAACAGUUUCAGAAAAACCAGAAUUAGCUAUUGAAAUGGAAAAAGAUGUUAAUUCAAGUAAUGUUGGUGGAACAGCAAAUGAAACAUCAUGGACAUCAUGGGCUUUAACAUCACUUUCGAGUAAUAUUGGUAAAUUAACAACAAAACCACAACAACCAUCAGUUAAUUUAACAUUAGCAAAAAGUGAUUCACAAACGGCUCUAGCAACUACUUCAACAACUACAACGCCAGCAAAAGUAGAGACAAGUAAUAAUGGGCAAUCAUCUGUUACGGUAAAAACAACAACGAAAUUGCAAACGAAAACAGCAACACAAGAAUCAGAUCGACAAUCAUCAGCAUUAGCUGCAUAUUUUAAUAAAACAAAUGACGAUGUUGAAGAAGAUAAAACACCAUGGGAUGAUAUAAAAUCAAAUGAUUGGGGUGAUACAUUAGAAACAGAAGAUAAUAAAUGGGAAGAUUUUUCUGCUACUGCUGCUGCUUCAUUAUCAUCCUCUCAACCACCAAAAACAGCAACAACAACAACAACAAAAACUUCUACUGUAUCAAAUCCAUCUUUAUGGGUACAAGAUAAACCAUCGACAACAAGUCAAAAAAAGAAUGAUUGGGAUAGUGAUGCUUUUUUUGAUGAUGUUCUUACAAUAUGUGGUGAUAUUCGUGUAACAUUAUUUGAAUUACGACGUGGUUUUGAUGCUCAUGCAUUAUCAUCUUGUGAAAUAAGUCUUGGUUCAGUUACAUAUGCUCCAAUGCAUUCCUUAAUAAAUGCAAGUACAACAACGACAAUACGUUUUCCAAAUCUUCGUGAAGUUUAUGGUUAUAUGUUAUUAGGUUAUUCAUCUAUGCGUUCAUUUUCAUCAAUGUUUCCACGUUUAUCAGUUAUACAUGGACGAGAUUUAUAUCAUGGAUAUUCAUUAAUUGUGAUGGAUAAUUUUUUAUUGGAAGAAUUAAGUUUAACAUCAUUAAUUAAUAUACGUCGAGGAAAUGUAAUUAUAGCUCGUAAUGCUCAAUUAUGUUAUGCUGAAUCAUUACGUUGGAAUGAUAUAUUAGAAACAAAAAAAUCUCAAGUUAUAUCACGACAAAAUCGUGAUAAUUGUGCUUUUUGUCCAACAUGUCCAUCAGCAUGUUGGUCACCAACACAAUGUCAACAAAGAUGUUCAACUAAUUGUCAAGGAAAUUGUUUAACAGAAACAAAAUGUUGUCCAAAUGAAUGUGUUGGAGGAUGUCAUUAUUAUAAUUCAACAUCAACAUCAAGUUUAAUUUGUAAUGCUUGUAGAAAUAUGAGAAUUCAUUCGACGGGAAUAUGUGUACAAAAAUGUCCAGAUAAUAUGUUAAAAGCUGGUGGUUCUUUAUGUGUAACACGUCAAGAAUGUACGUCAUUUUUUUUGGGUACUGGUUUUAUAUUAGAAGAAAUAAAUGAAUGUGUUUUAUCUUGUCCAUCUGGUUUUGUUCGUAUGUCAGGUUCACGAUGUAUUCGUUGUAUAUCAUCUCCAGACAAUAAUUAUUGUAAUGGUGCAUGUCGUGAAAAACAUCUUCGUUCAAUAGGAGAUUUUCAAUCAUUAAAAUAUUGUUCACGUGUACAUACAUUAAAUAUUUAUAAUAUAGAAACAGUUGAAUCAAAUGGCAAUAAUUUUUUAGACGUAUUUUCAGCAUUUAGUUCACUUAAACAAAUUGAUCAUGAAUUUACAAUACAUAAUGUUAAAUUAUUUUCAUCAUUAGGUAUUUUUUCUCAAUUACAACGUAUUGGUAUAACAUCAAAUGCUUCAAUGACAAUUGAAGAAAAUGAACUUUUAACGGAACUUUGGCCAUUAACACAACAAUUACCAAUUGUACAAGGAAGUUUAAAUAUUGUUCGUAAUGCUCGUUUAUGUUUAAAACAUAUUAUAAAUUUUAUUAAUCAUACAACUACAAUUGAACAAGAACUUCAAGUAACACGAGAUACAUAUAAUGAAUAUGCUAAUGGAUAUUUAGCAUCAUGUGAAUCAAAUUAUUUAAAUAUAACAAUUGAUAAAAUACGUUCAUUAACAGCACGAAUUAAUGUUGCUAUAUUAAAAGAUUUAUUUCUUCGUUCAAGUGGUACAGCUGAACAUUUACGUCGACCAUUUUUAUCAGUUUAUUAUAAAACAACACGAACAAAAAAUGAAACUCAUUUUGAUGCAACACAAUCUCGUAAAUGGUUAAGAGUAGUCGAAAAAGUUAAUUAUAAUCCAGCACCUCAUGGUGGUUCAUUUACAAUGAGUGCACAGUUAACAUCACUACUUGGUGAUGAAUGGUAUGCUGUUUAUGCAUCUAUAACAUCAAAUCUUAAUAGAAUUGGUUUAUUUUCUCCAAUUGCUUAUUUUCGUACGUUACCACGUCAACCGGAACCUAUACUUAAUUUACGUGGUAAAUCAUUAUCUCGUUCAACAAUUGAAUUAGUUUGGCAACCACCAUCAAAACCUAAUGGUCCAAUAAUUAAUUAUCUUGUUUAUUAUGCACCUAUGGAAGAUCGUUUACCAGUAAAUAAUUCGAAAUUACUUUGUUUAAUGAAAGAUCGCUGGCGAUCAGAAGAAGCUGUUCAACUAAAUCAUUUAAAUCUUACACAAUCAGCACGCUGUUCACGACCAAAAUCUAGUAUAUCUCAUUUAAUUACCAAUAAUGAUGAUGAAACAGAUGAUGAAAAUGAAGAAAAUACAAGUAUUGAUCAAGUUGUUACAGAUUUAUCUAUACUUGAAUAUCAACUUAUUAAUUCUGUAAGCCAACGAAAAGAUCCAUUAUUUAUUCGUCCAGAACUUAAAGAUACAAUCAUAAAUGACUUAGAUCAUUAUUUUGAAGAUAAAAGUAGUGCAUUUAAUGAUAAUUAUAAAUCAGAUUCACAAGAACAAACCGUUGUUGAACAUAAACCACAUAUUGAUCUUUAUAAUCAAACUGUAUCCGAUACAAGAGUUGUUAUUAAUGGUUUAAAAGAAGCACAAAUGUAUAUGUUUCAAGUCUAUGCAUGUCAUGAUAUAUCAAAACAAUCUUUAUCUGAAGCUUGUAGUCUUAAUGGAAUUAUAUUAGCUGUGAGAACAAAACCUGGUGAUCCAUCUCGUGAUUUAGUACGUAAUGUUCAAGUUGUUGCUUCAAUAGAAAAUUCUGAUCAAUUAACAACUAAUACAAAAUCACUUACUUAUCAAAUAUCAUGGUUAGAACCAUUAGAACCAAAUGGACUUAUUUAUUUUUAUAUUAUACAUAUUGGACAAAAUAGUAAUACUGGUCCAAAAGAAGAACGUUGUGUUGGAUAUGAUGUAUAUUCAAUUAAUGUAACACUUAUACCAAGAACAACAUAUCGUUUAAAAAUCAUUGCAUACACAAUAGCUAGAUUAAAUAAUGAAUAUGAAGAUAGUGAACAAAUUAAUGGUGAACAAAAUUCAUUUAAUUCAACGGAUUUAUUUUUUGAAGUUAUUUUUACAACAAAAGAUUUACCGAGUAAUGAAUUAACUCGACAAAAUCGUUUAUUAGUAAUUAUAUUAAUAAUUGGUUCAACUACACUUUUAUUAUUAUUUCUAAUUGGUGCAUUACUUUACUAUUAUAAAUAUGGUCGAAGUGAUCAAAAAGCUUCAAUUUCAAAAAAUCCAAAUUAUGAAUUGUAUACACCUGAUCGAUGGGAAAUUGAUAAAGAUUCUGUUACAUUAGAUAAACUUAUUGGUCAAGGUCAUUUUGGUCAAGUUUAUCAAGGUGUUUUAAAAUUACAAGAUGGAACAUUAAAACCAUGUGCAAUUAAAGUUCGAACAACACAUCCAACUGAUUUAUUACAAGAAGCAUCAAUAAUGAAACAAUUUCGAUGUUAUCAUGUUAUUCAAUUAUAUGGAAUAUGUUCACGUAUUCGACCACCUUAUGUUGUUAUGGAAUUAAUGGUAAAUGGAGAUUUAAAAAAUUAUCUUUAUCGACAUCGACAAAGUGAAGUUAAUCCAAAUGGUCCAACAUUAUCUGAAUCGGCAAUGAUUCAAUUAGCAUUAGAUGUUGCUGAUGGAAUGUAUUAUUUAUCAGAUCAAAAAUUUGUUCAUAGAGAUUUAGCUGCAAGAAAUUGUCUUGUUAAUGGAAAUCAUACAUGUAAAGUUGGAGAUUUUGGACUAACACGUGAUAUUUAUGAAACUGAUUAUUAUCGACGUGGUGGUCGAAGUUUUCUUCCUAUUCGUUGGAUGGCACCAGAAAGUUUAAGAGAUGGACGUUUUGAUACAAUAUCUGAUGUUUGGUCAUUUGGUGUUCUUCUAUGGGAGAUAGCAACAUUAGCUGAACAACCUUAUCAAGGUUAUGGUAAUGAAGAAGUUGUACAUUAUGUUCGAUAUGGAAAUAUAACACUUGAACGUCCACCUAAUUGUCCAGAAAUUUUACAUAAAUUAAUGCGUGCUUGUUGGACAUUUGCACCCGGUGAUCGUAUAUCUUUUCGAUCAAUAGUUGAUGACUUAGUUCCAUAUGAAAAUGAAGAUUUUCGUUUAAAUGCAUAUUAUCAUACGCAAUCAAGUCCAUGUCCAGAAACUGUUAUAUUGGAUAAUAAUAAUGAUAGUGAUGAAAAAGAUUUAUUAUUAGUUGAUGAUAAUGACAGUGAACAGCAUUAA
This is a messenger RNA of Rotaria sp. Silwood1, 6186 nucleotides long. NCBI's taxonomy places the organism in Eukaryota, Metazoa, Rotifera, Eurotatoria, Philodinida, Philodinidae. The record is from the annotation of a GenBank genome assembly.